This is a messenger RNA of Daucus carota subsp. sativus, 1190 nucleotides long. Its product is annotated as F-box/kelch-repeat protein At2g44130. The coding region runs from base 92 to 1126 and encodes 344 amino acids. The record is from RefSeq and is a predicted model, not a curated record. Lineage: Eukaryota; Viridiplantae; Streptophyta; Magnoliopsida; Apiales; Apiaceae. Gene Ontology annotation, biological process: regulation of phenylpropanoid metabolic process; negative regulation of cytokinin-activated signaling pathway. Gene Ontology annotation, molecular function: protein binding. The transcript has a single exon.
CAUAAACAUCAUCCACUCUUUAAUAUCUGCAUCGAUAACAUAAACUCAUCCUACACGCAUAUACGUUUCUAUUACUACACUCUACACUUCCAUGUCUAAACAAUUCACCGAGUUAAUUCCGGGCUUACCCGAAGAAAUCGCCCUAGAGUGUUUAACCCGCUUACAUUUCUCUGCUCAUCGGGUCGGAUCUCACGUCGCCGAGCGAUGGCGCCAAUUACUUCAGAGCAGAGAUUUCUAUUACCACCGAAAGCAAUCGGGUCAGACCCGAAAGCUUGCCUGUUUAGUCCAGUCGCUCCCAGUUCCAAAAGAGCCUACCGGGUCGAAACCCGCAGCUCAAGCACGAUACGGAGUGUCCGUUUUCGACCCGGGUUCGAGAACAUGGUACCGGGUCGACCCGAUUCCAAAGUACCCGGAUGGAAUGCCUUUGUUCUGUCAAGUUGCAAGCACUGAAGGUAAGCUCGUGUGUAUGGGUGGGUGGGACCCAGCGAGUUACGAACCGGUGAGGGACGUGUUUGUUUACGAGUUCACGACUCAGAGGUGGACUCGGUGUCAAGAUAUGCCUUCGAAUCGGUCCUUCUUCGCCGUUGGUGCAAUGGAAGGAAAAGUUUACGUUGCUGGAGGACAUGAUGAUAGCAAGAACGCGCUUAACUCGGCGUGGGUUUAUGAUUUGAGUAGCGACGAGUGGACUGAGUUGACUCGGAUGAGUGAGGAGCGAGACGAGUGUCAGGGGAUUAUAAUUGGGAACGAGUUCUGGGUCGUGAGCGGGUACGAAACGGAUGCUCAAGGACAGUUUAAGAGUACGGCUGAGGCGUUUAGUAUUGACUCGGGCGAGUGGAGGCGAGUUGAAGACUCGUGGACAGUGAGUCAAUGUCCGAGAUCGUGCGUGGGUGUGGGGAAGAAUGGUGAGUUGAUAAAUUGGGCUGAGACUGACUCGGGUGUUCGAGUUGGAGCAUGUGGGGUUAAUCUGGGUAAUCGGAGCCUGGUAACCGGGUCAGAGUACCAGGGUGCAGCACAAGGGUUUUUUUUAACGGAGAGGAGAGAGGGGCAAAAUUGUAAAUCAGUAAAAGUUGAAGUUUCCGAUGAUUUUUGCACGUUUGUACAGUCAGGCUGCUGCGUGGAAAUUUAGGAAUGUAUCUAAUAAAUUACACCCUCCGUGCCCUUUUAAAUAGAGUAUUUCAUUUUUUGCACUA